AAUGAACAGCACUGACGAAGAAUCAGUUAACGCUUUCGUAAAAUACACUGAUAAAGAAAUGGUAGAUGCUAAGAAAUACCUCGAUGCUCAGCAAAAACAAAGGGAAGAACAGUACCAAAAGGACGUGCAAAGGCUUAAAGAACUCAAGGAAUCCGUCCCUGAAAGACAACUACAGAAGUUCUUACCAAAAGACCUCUUCAAAUUCACUGAUGAACUUAGCAACCGCCUCGAUUCUGAACUUAACCAGGUCAUCUCUGAUUUCAAGAACAAGCAUUCAAAAACUCAGAAGCAGAAAGAGGAUGAGGAGAGGUACCUGAAAGAGCUUGAGGUCGAGCAGAGAUUAUUAGAGCAAGAUUCUUGUGCCAGUAAGCCUCGAUGUGAUGAAGCUCUGCGUGAUAGCAUCAGCCAGCAACAGAAAGUGAGGAAAUUCAUGGUGGAUGAAGUUGAGAUUGAUCAAAAGCAAACUGCUGGAAAAUAAAAUAUUAGAUAAAGAAGACAUAAUUACUUUCGAGCUUCUUCAAAGAGGUGAAAUUGAUUCUGAAAUCAGCGGAAUUGUCUUUCCUGACAAAGACAAAGAUGAGUAUGGCAGCAGGCCUCCUAAGAAGACUUCCCUAGACAGUGAUUUCCAAAACCUCGACUCUGACGAGGAAAGUGUUUUCAACUGCUACUGGGAAGAAUUUGAGCAGAGAGAAAUCAAGAGAAGAGAGCGAAGCCUUCAGGUGCUUCAUGAUCCAAUGAUGUUACUUGAAAAGUUAAAAUCUUACUCAAAAAAUAUGUACAAGAACUUAUCUCCAGAUGACAAGACCCAACUUAUGAACCAAAUAGAGAGGUUCUUAGAUGAUGGCGUCACUCCUCUACAGAAGUACUAUGAUGAAAUGAAGACCCAGUUCAAUAUGCCUUCAAAAAAUUUGCUUGGUUAUGAAAAGAAAGAAUUCAGGAAACAAGUCCAGAUGAUCAGGAGGGCCCAUGAAAAGGAAAUUGACCAGGUAAAGAACAUGGCUGCUAUCAAAGCUAGAGAGAUCAUCUCUGUUGUCAUUGAUACAGCAAAUAAGACAGUCAAGAAAGAAAUGACUAAUAUCAUCAAACAGUUCAACCAAAUGGGUAAAGAUCUAUAUGAUAGAGAACAAAGGGUAAUUAUGAGGGAUACGAUGGUUGCCGACCAGGAAAAGACUAUCCAGGAUCUUAAAAUCUGCCUCUUCCAAUCUUGUAGGCAGCAACAGCUAGAAAAGGAAGAACUUGAUAAACUUAUGAGGUAUCUUAAUGCAGAAUUGCCAGAUAGGGAGAACAAUAUUAGAGAUCUUAUAAAAGGGUUUAUGAAUAUGGAUAAAUCAAUAGACACUCUAAUUGAGAAGGAAGCUUAUAUGCAGAACCCAUUCGGAUUCUAUACCUCCUACAUCUACACCUCUCUCAGUGAUAGGAGAAGCAUCCUAAGAGGAGAUGUCAUGAACUACUACCAGUCCUGUAUUGAUGAGCUUAAGCGAAGAGUUCAGUUCAAAGAAAAGGAAGUUGAGCAUUCUAUUGAGAUGAACAAUGACUACAUGAUCCAGAUCAACCAGAUGUCAGAUAAAUGCGAGGAACUAAAAAGCAUUAUUGGAGACCUAAAGAAAGACCUUGAACAUAACAAGAAUAGGUAUGAGAAGACUAUUAAUGAUAUGGCCACAGAUUUUGAGAAAAAGAAAAUUCAGCUCAAGAAGGAGUCUGAUAGUGGCAUUCAAGUCUUGAUGACCGAGCUUAAAAUCCGUGAAAUAAUACAAUUUGAAAUGCAAAAGACAGAAACUGAGCUAAAAGAUGAAAUUGUGUCACUUAAAAAGAUCCUCAUGGUUCCCAGACUUCACUAUAAGUAUAUGGAGAAAAUGAAUCUUGACGAAUGGAAGAAGGAAUAUGAGAAGAUUCUAAAUGUUGACAAGGAGCCAGAACCAAGCUUAAAGUUUCCUAAAUCUACCAAAAACACUUACAGGUCAUUACCUAGAUACAAAAGGUUUAGCAAUGACAACCGAAUUCCUCAGAUAUCCGAUCUUAAAGGAGGGAAAUUUGAUGUGUCUAAUAAGAAUUUGAAGCUGAAGAAGCUUGUAGCUGGAUCUGGUCAUAAGAAUUCUCCAAAAAGAAACUCUGAUUUCUUGCCAGAUAUUCUUAAUACAACUACUGAUGCAGGUACAACUACUCUACAGUCAGUGAGAUAUGAGAGGAGCUCUCCCUCUAUUGAUAUUAAUUCGAUCAUGAACACAUCAGUGAUGGUUCAUAAUUUGGAGAAGAAAAGAAUGAGAGCAAAUUACUCGAAUUUAAAUAUCAUGGGUCAAAAAUUUCAAUAUUUCUGUUAA
This is a messenger RNA of Moneuplotes crassus, 2318 nucleotides long. Lineage: Eukaryota; Ciliophora; Spirotrichea; Euplotida; Euplotidae. The record is from the annotation of a GenBank genome assembly.